AUGAGCCGGCCAUACUGCACUCAGAUCCUGGGAGACCUCGGCGCCGAGGUCAUCAAGAUAGAGCAUCCAGUGAGGGGCGACGAUACUCGAGCAUGGGGGCCACCGUAUGCUACCUACAAGGCCGGCUCUUUACACGAGGGCCCCGGUGAGUCUGCUUACUUUCUUGCAGUGAACCGCAACAAGAAGUCGCUGGCCCUGUCUUUUCAGGAUCCUGCCGGCAUCGAGAUCCUCCACAAGCUGGCCGCGAAGUGCGACAUCUUGGUUGAGAACUACAUUCCCGGUUCCCUCAAGAAGUACGGUCUGGACUACGAAACCAUCCACAAGAUCAACCCGGCGCUUAUUUACGCGUCCAUCACCGGCUAUGGCCAGACGGGGCCGUACUCACAACGCCCCGGCUAUGAUGUGAUGGUCGAGGCCGAGUUUGGCCUAAUGCACAUCACCGGCAGCCGAGACGGGCCGCCGGUCAAGGUUGGUGUUGCAGUUACCGAUCUGACCACGGGGUUAUACACCAGCAACAGCAUCAUGGCUGCGCUGCUUGCAAGUGCGAGGACCGGUAAAGGCCAGCAUAUUGACGCCGCGUUGAGCGAUUGCCAGACGGUGACGCUGUCCAAUAUCGCCAGCAGCUGCCUAAUUAGCGGGGAAAAGGAUUCCGGCCGAUGGGGGACGGCACAUCCCUCUAUCGUUCCGUAUAGGUCUUUCAAAACCAAGGACGGUGACGUCCUGUUUGGUGGGGGGAACGACAAGCUAUUCGGUAUUCUAUGUGAUGGGCUAAGCCGGCCCGAGUGGAAGGAUCACGCCAAAUUCCAAGUCAACGCUUCUAGAGUGGCUCACCGCGAUGAGCUUGAGGCAGAAAUUGAAGCCAUUACCGUGACUAAGACGACACAGGAAUGGCUCGACACCUUCGAGGGCAAGGGUAUGCCCUAUGCUGCUGUCAAUGAUGUGCAGGGGGCGUUGGCGCACGCGCAGACCAAAGCGAGGAACAUGGUAAUUGAGGUUGAUCAUGAUGAAUGCGGGCCUAUCAAGCUGCUCAACACCCCCAUCAAAUACUCGGAGAGCAAGCCCGGGAUUCGCAGUCCCCCACCUACCUUGGGACAACACACGGAUGAGAUUCUACGGGAACAUUUGGGGAUGGGCGAGGCUCAGGUGCAAGUUCUGAAGCAGAAGGGUGUUGUUAGGUAG
Messenger RNA from Chaetomium globosum CBS 148.51, 1179 nucleotides. RefSeq lists its product as uncharacterized. NCBI's taxonomy places the organism in Eukaryota, Fungi, Ascomycota, Sordariomycetes, Sordariales, Chaetomiaceae. The transcript has 5 exons. Bases 1 to 1179 code for a protein of 392 amino acids. Gene Ontology annotation, molecular function: catalytic activity. The record is from RefSeq and is a predicted model, not a curated record.